AUGAGUGGUGCUCUGAACGUGUUGACAAGCAGUGGCGAAGCGUGCGGCGCGCGCUGGAUGCUCGGCGUGCUGCUACUGGCACCACUCGCCGCUGCCAACUCCAGCUAUUGUGCUGUACCGGCAGUCAUCUUGCUGGCUGUAUUCGUCACCGCUGCUACAUUUACGAGCAAAGAUCUCAAGAAACUAUCAGAGAUCUUGCCACCGGCGAAGACUUCGAGAGGGCGUAGGGAACGCAAUCUUCAGUCAUUCGCCGACUUCAUGGCGAUGUGGAUGACAUUUCUAUCGCAUUUAGUAGCGGUAGCGAUUUGUGCCCGUAUACUGAGUGCUACCGCUGACCAUGUGACUAGUGGCAGGACUAGGAGGUGGCUCUUUGGAUACGAGACCAGAGCUCUGGGUGAACCCUGGCCAGACGUUCUUGGUGUAACUGUGGUUAUGGUCGUCUGUGCUAUGUUCAUGUGCGGUAACAGUAUAGACGCAGCUCUCCCUGUGACUACUCUCCUGGAAGCGAGGUCCGCUGGUUGGGUUUGUCCAAUGUUAGCCGCAGUUACAGUUGCAGGCGUGAGCCUUGCCCUCACUGAACUCUGCCCGUUACUCUUCAAUGUACUGGUGGCGCUGGCAUCGCCUGAGUGGAAGGUGCUAACAAGAUCAAUGACUUAUGAGAGCACCACGACCGGCAGUCCUGUUUUAGCGGUGUUCACUGCUGCGGCAAUACUUGCGUUUGCGUGCCCAUUAUCACACAUGAUAACACUCAUGAACGCUAGCCAUCUUCUCAGCAUUGCUGUACAGGCAUUCCAGUUUAUGAUCAUGCGUUGUGUGCCCACAGCAGAACAGAAGGAAGCUGGAAAUAUCGAAUACAAAAGAUUGGGAACAGAUGGCACAUCGCGCAAUUUGAAAUCGACUGGUGCAAAACCUAAACAUGGUUUAUGGUUUAUACCAUCAGCCAUAAGACAUACUAAAACUCUUGAAAGUAUAAAAUCGAAGAUUACAAACAAAGGUAAGAAACUAGAGUUCUCCUAUGGUGAAGAAACUGAAGAGCGAGAAUGUUUGCUACUAGACGAAUACGCAGGAUGCCUCAAUGAAGACGUAGAUCACGGAAUGAGUUCUAACUGUGGCCCCAGAGAUGUGCCAACUGCGGAAAUAGAAGAUGUAGCUUCAGAUGUAGAGGCCAGUGAGCCGGAAGUAUCUUCAGGCGACGACUCUACCGAUAUCGACGCCGUGGUUAAAGAAUACAAGGAUAGAAUACAAGUGGUAACUGCUACUCCAGAAUCGAGCACACCCUCCCCUCCAAGUGUGCGGGGAGCGCGUUGGGCUGCAACCGGAGCUAUUGUUCAAGUGACAGCAAAUAUCUUGAUAGCGAUCGCUUUCUGCAACGAUGCUAUCAGAGUGCCUAUGUUUGCUACAGGUAUACCAGGUGAGUGGUAUAUUUAUUCUAUUAAUUUCCUCCUAAUCAUCACAUUCUGCGUGAUUUAUUGA
Messenger RNA from Diatraea saccharalis (sugarcane borer), 1473 nucleotides. Lineage: Eukaryota; Metazoa; Arthropoda; Insecta; Lepidoptera; Crambidae. The record is from the annotation of a GenBank genome assembly.